ACAUCAUGAUGGGCAUAAAACGCAGAGGUACGAAACUGAGCUGUCACAAACUCUAAGACGCGCCACCUUUAAUUUUCAGUUCGUUCAACAGAUUUUCGGGAUAUUUUCAAUGGAGAUUCAUAAGGAGAAAAACAAAACGAAAUCAAACAGCAGGUUUAGCAACAUCAAGCUCUUUGUUCUUUGCCAGAGUCUGCUGCAGUUUUCUCAGCUGCUUCAUUCUACCUAUUUAAAGAGCUGCAUCACCACCUUGGAGAAACGGUUUGGGCUCAGCAGUCAGUCCUCAGGUACCAUCACCUCCUUAAACGAGGUGGGGAAUUCACUGCUAAUCGUGUUUGUAAGUUACUUUGGGAGGCGUGUCCAUCGGCCACGUCUCAUCGGGCUGGGUGGCCUGCUUAUGUCCAUAAGCGCAAUGAUGCUGGCUCUGCCUCACUUCCUCUCGCAACCUUACACAUACAAUUCUGUUUUACUAGGUGCCGGGACACUGAUUGACAGGCUCCCUGACCAAUCAGUAACAAAAAAGAAAGAGCUGUGCAUACCUCGAACAAACUUCUCUGAAACCAGCACCUGUGGACAACAGGAUUACCAGCAGCUCACGGACACCAACAUUAUGUGGAAAAUUAUGACUAUUGCUCAACUACUCUUUGGCAUUGGUUCUGUGCCAAUCCAGCCUUUCGGCAUUUCUUAUGUGGAUGACUUUGCUGGACCCAGGAAUGCCCCGCUUUAUAUUGCUGUUCUUUUCGCUGUGUCUGUGUUUGGCCCAGCCUUUGGAUUUCUUCUGGGCUCUGUGAUGCUGAAGAUUUAUGUUAACAUUGAUAAGCCUGAACCAAGUAGUCUUUUGGAGCUGAAACUGAGUGACCAGCGCUGGGUAGGCGCUUGGUGGCUGGGUCUGCUGGUCUCCUCAGGGUGCUUGGCUCUUACUUCUUUGCCCUACUUUGCUUUUCCUCGGGAGAUGCAGGCAAGCAAAGCUGAAGUGGACAUUUUUACUGAAGAUUCAGAGAAGCCAAAUAUGACAUUACUGGAAUUCUUGAAGAUGUUUCCUCGGCUCUUUGUAAAGCUUCUGGUGAGCCCAUUUUUUCUACUGCUGGUCUUGGCCCAGUGCUCCUUCUCAUCUGUGAUUGCAGCUCUGUCCACCUUCCUCAAUAAGUUCCUGGAGUGCCAGUAUCAUGCCCCAGCCAGCUACAGCAGCCUUUUGAUUGGGACAAUGAACCUGCCAGCAGUUGCUAUAGGGAUGUUGCUGGGUGGUGUAAUUAUGAAAUACAGCAACAUGUCCCUCAAGGCCAUACCCAGGUUCUCCUUAGCCAUGAUCUUAAUCUCCACCCUUCUCUGUGUGCCAAUCUUCUUCAUGGGUUGUGCCACACAAAGGAUUGCCAGUGUCAACUGGAACAUUACAGAUCAUUUUGGAGAGGAAAGCAGAUCUUUUAAUAUGUGCAAUCUCAACUGCUCCUGCCCAAGCACUGCUUUCAAUCCUGUGUGUGGCACCAACGACAUUGAGUAUAUCUCACCCUGCCAUGCUGGCUGCAACAAUUUUACCAUGGACCCUCUAAAUCUCAAAAUCCAGGUAUACACCAAUUGCAGCUGUGUUCGUGAUGGUGACAUACUCGGAAGCACUUACCCCGGCGCCUGCAGCAACAGCUGCUCCCACUACCUCCUGCCUUUCAUAAUUCUUAUUUCUGUCGCUGGCCUCAUCGCUAGUCUAUCCCACAACCCUGUGUACAUGAUGGUGCUCAGAACUGUACCCAAUGACGAAAAGUCAUUUGCAAUAGGAAUUCAGUUCUUGAUUAUGCGACUUCUUGCCUGGCUGCCUGCUCCAGCCCUCUUUGGCCUGGCCAUUGACUCCACAUGCUUGAGGUGGAAGUGGAUCUGUGGGAAUAAGCAGGGCUGCACUUAUUACGACAAUGACCUUUUUAGAAACAGGUAUCUGGGCCUCCAGGUAGCAUAUAAAGUGAUGGGGAUUUUGCUGUUGGCCCUAGUAGGUUGGAAGGUAAAGCGUACAGGGGAGUACAGACUCGAAGUGCCAUUUAAAGAGCUCCUAUGAUAUGGAAGAUCAAGUCUGCCCUGAUGGUUUGGAAGCUUUGAUGCUCAUGAAAUUAAUGAAUAAGUAAAUCAAUCAAAGAAUUGGUAGGAUGGAUGACUGGUUGAAUGAAUCCAUGUAUGAUUGAGUGCCUUUGGGCUUCUCUGUAAUGUGCUAAUUCAAACUUGAACUGCCUUUCAGUGCAAUGCCUUAUAAUGGGCACUAUUUCCCUGUUGAGUCACGGAGAUGGAAUACCGUGGCAUAUUUUUUUUUGGAUAUUACAAAUUAUACUGUAUUUGAAUUUUUUGUUAAUACCUACUGUCUGUGGAUAUAAUUCAUUAUUCAAAAACAAUAGUUUAUUAAAUAAUAAUGCUUUCCAUUCUUGAUAUUUGAACAAAUCUUCUUAAUAGACAUUGUAGAUGUACUGUCUUAAAUUAAUAUGUGUAAUUAUGUAUCAGUAGUAGUAUCUUUUACAUUGGAGUAAAUAACAUUAUGAAUUUGUGUAUUUCAGUUCACUUGUGCAUGCAGUGGCAGAUAAUGUAAUCAUUUAUUAAUGAGACUGCUUUGAAACAUUUUUCGGCACAUCCUACUUCCUGUUUUUACCCAUCAUUGCAGGUGUCAAAAUAAAGGCACCACAGUUA
Messenger RNA from Paramormyrops kingsleyae, 2652 nucleotides. NCBI's taxonomy places the organism in Eukaryota, Metazoa, Chordata, Actinopteri, Osteoglossiformes, Mormyridae. The record is from RefSeq and is a predicted model, not a curated record.